UUGCCACCUUUUCCCCAUCAUACAAAAGCGUCGAGAGAGAGGGACGGAGACCGUUACAUGCCGUCACCAAAAGCAAAAAUAGUUUAAAAAGGAAAAGUUUCUAAUUUAAGGGCUCGGCUUUGUCCGGAAUCUAUGAACAAGGAUCUUGGUCUUCUAAUUUAACGGUGGGAGCCUGGUGAAGAAGAAGGGAGGCCGGUUUUAACUGAAAAUCAGAAACCUUGAGGUCGUUCCUAGAAUUAAAUCUAAAAGUGGGUGGCUAAAGCGGAAAACCUUCCCGCCCCAUGCAUGGGCGCAAGCAAGCACCACACGCACAUGUGUGUGGCAUCUUCUUCCCCGCCGCGUGACGCCUGAGAAAACGAAAUACUAAAUUCUUCCAAGCGCACAUUCAACACUACCCUACAAAAACCAGACCACCCACCACCACCACCUCUCUCUCUCUCUGUCUCCCUCCCUCUUUAUGUGUGUAUUUGUAGCAGCAAUCUGUUUUGAGCUUAGCGACGCAUUGGAGACCCAAUGCAGUUUCAGGCUUGGGAUUUGUAGCCAUGUCGUUCCCCAACGCCCACUUCCUCCGCCACCACCACCACCAUCUCAGGACCACCACCACCACCUUCUUCUUCCAUCUUCUCCUGCAACUCUUUCUUGCUCUGCAAGCAACUGCAGAUAACGCUGAGUCGUUAGCGCUCUUCUCCCUAGUCCGCAACCUCACCGCCAUCCCUUCCCAGCUUUCUAACUGGAACCAGGCCGACCCUUCACCCUGCAACUGGACCUUCGUGACGUGCUCCCCUGCCGGCCUCGUCACCGACCUUAGGGUCGAUUCCCUCGAGCUCGCCGGCGCCACGCUCUCUCCUCAGCUCGCCCGCCUCCGCUCCCUCCGCACCCUCGUCGUCUCCAGCUCCAACCUCACCGGCGUCAUUCCCGAUGAGAUCGGAAACCUGACCAACCUCGUCGUCCUGGACCUUAGCGCCAAUGCGCUCACCGGACCCAUUCCGUCCUCCAUUGGCAGGCUGUCGAGCCUGCAGACGCUCGCGCUAAACUCGAACCAGCUUGAUGGCGCCAUCCCCUUGGAGAUUGCCGGCUGCUCUCAGCUCCGGAACCUACUCAUCUAUGACAACCGCCUCACAGGCACCAUCCCGCGGGAGCUCGGCGUGCUGGCCUCUCUGGAGGCUAUUCGUGCCGGCGGGAAUCUCGGAAUCUCCGGUGAGAUUCCCACCGAGCUAGCGAAGUGCUCGAACCUCACCGUGCUGGGGUUGUCGGAGACAAAGGUCUCGGGCGGGAUACCGCCGGAGUUCGGGAGGCUCGGCCGGCUUCAGACGUUGUCUAUAUACACUGCGAUGCUCACAGGGGAAAUACCGCCGGAGAUCGGGAACUGCUCCGAGCUCGUCAACCUCUAUCUGUACGAGAACUCGCUCUCCGGAUCGAUCCCGCCGGAUAUCGGACGGCUGCAGAAGCUCGAGAAGUUGCUUCUCUGGCAGAAUGAGCUCGUCGGGGCGAUUCCAAAGGAGAUUGGGAACUGCAGCCAGUUGAAGACGGUGGACCUCUCGCUUAACUCGCUCUCGGGAGGGAUCCCACCUGCGUUCGGCAGCCUCGCAGGGCUACGGGAGCUCAUGCUGAGCGACAACAACAUCUCCGGUCCGAUACCUUACCAGAUCGGCAACUGCACCGCGCUCUCGCAGUUGCAGCUGGACACCAACGAGCUCUCCGGCCCGAUACCACCGGAGAUAGGCCGGCUAUCCGGCCUUACGGUAUUCUUCGCAUGGCAGAACCGGUUAGAAGGAUACAUCCCGGCGGAGCUCGGUGGUUGCGCCGCCUUGCAGUCGCUCGACCUCUCGCACAACUCCCUAUCCGGUGCCAUCCCUCCGUCUAUCUUCCAUCUCCAAAACCUGACGAAGCUCCUCUUCCUCUCGAACGACCUGUCCGGACCGAUCCCUCCGGACGUCGGCCUUUCGGCGUCGCUCGUUCGGCUUCGUCUGGGAGGAAACCGCAUAUCCGGCAGCAUUCCACCGGAGAUCGGUCAGCUCACAAGAUUGAACUUCCUGGAGCUCUCCGACAACCAGCUCUCCGGCGAGUUGCCGGAGGAUAUAGGAAAUUGCAGCCAGUUGCAGAUGCUCAACCUCAGCAAUAACACUCUUCAGGGAGCACUUCCGGCCUCGCUGGCGUCGCUUGCCCUACUCCAGGUACUCGAACUGUCGAGAAACGGCUUCGUGGGUCAGAUUCCAGCGAGUUUCGGCGGCCUCAAGUCCCUCAACAAGCUCAGCCUGAACAUGAACGCUCUCAACGGCUCCAUCCCAGCCGCACUCGGUCAGUGCUCCGCACUCCAAAUGCUCGACCUGAGCAGCAACCAUUUGUCCGGCGAGAUACCGCCUGAGCUCUGUCGCAUUCAGCCGCUGGACAUCGCCCUCAACCUCAGCAACAACCAGCUCUCAGGUCGUAUCCCUCCCGAAAUCUCCGCCCUAACGAAGCUCUCGGUUCUGGAUCUCUCCCACAACAUGCUCACCGGAAACCUUACCGCCCUCGCCCCACUCGACAACCUCGUCUCCCUCAACAUCUCCUAUAACCGUCUCACCGGCAACCUCCCCAACACGAAGCUCUUCCGGCAACUCUCCGACAGUGAACUCGCCGGCAACGACGGUCUCUGCACAACAUGUAUCGCCGGCGAGCCCUCUGUCCCGGCGGUCGGCCGGGCAGCGAGGGUGAGGCUAGUACUCGGAGUACUCGCUUCAUUGCUGGCAGCACUGCUGGUCGGUAUCCUGGUAGCAGUGCGCGCGCGGCGGAUGGUAAUGAGAGAGGACUCGCCGGCGUCUUCCGACCUCGACGACCCGGAGACGAUGAUGGCGUGGCCGUGGCAGUUCACGCCCUUCCAGAAGCUGAGCUUCACGGUGGAUGAGGUCGUCCGGUGCCUCGUGGACGGGAACGUCAUCGGAAAGGGCUGUUCGGGCGUGGUGUACAAGGCCGACAUGGGCAACGGAGAGGUAAUCGCCGUGAAGAAGCUCUGGCCUUCGUCCAACGACUUCACCGCGACGACGACGACCACCACCACCACCAUCAAGAACAACAAGAACUUCAUCGUCAAUGGCUGCGUGGCGAACAAUCGGGACUCCUUCUCUGCAGAAGUGAAGACGUUGGGCUCCAUUCGGCACAAGAACAUAGUGAGGUUUCUUGGUUGCUGCUGGAACAAGAGGACUCGGCUGCUGAUGUACGACUACCUGCCCAACGGCAGCCUGGGGAGCCUGCUGCACGAGAAGGAGAGGACGGGGCUGGUGCUGGACUGGGGCGUGCGAUACGAGAUCAUACUGGGCGCCGCGCAGGGCCUGGCCUACCUGCACCACGACUGCGUCCCUCCCAUUGUUCACAGAGACAUCAAGGCCAACAACAUUCUCAUCGGCAUGCAUUUCGAGCCCUACAUCGCCGACUUUGGCUUGGCCAAGCUGGUCGACGAUAACGACUUCGCCAGGUCCUCCAACACCGUCGCCGGCUCUUACGGCUACAUUGCACCAGAGUAUGGAUACCGGAUGAAGAUCACUGAGAAGAGCGACGUCUACAGCUACGGUGUUGUGGUGCUGGAGGUGUUGACAGGGAAGCAGCCCAUUGAUCCCACCAUACCGGAAGGGCUGCAUGUGGUGGACUGGGUUAGGCAGAGGAGGUAUUCCUGUGUGGAAGUUCUGGAUCCUCAACUCCGUGGGCGGCCAGAUUCUGAAACCGAAGAGAUGGUACAGGCGGUAGGGAUUGCGCUGCUCUGUGUAAAUCCAUGCCCGGAAGAGCGGCCCACGAUGAAGGACGUGGCGGCCAUGCUCAAGGAAAUUAGGCAUGAAAGGGAGGGCGAGUGCCCCAGCAGCAAGGUUGACAUGCUGAUCAAAGGACCAUCAACGCCGGACAACCAAAUCCGGGAGCUAGUCAAGCCGGGCGCCGCGGCUGCUGCUUGCUCUCAAUCAAACAGUAACAGUAGCAGCAGUUUCUCCACCCCAACUCUUCAUUACACCUCUUCUGUUGUCUCCGCGAAAGCUGCCUUUCAUUGAUCUAUACUAGACAGGAUUCAUCUAGUUUCACAUCCUUUUCAUUAUUAUUUUUGUUCGAGGAGUCCAUAAUCAGUUAUCUUUGUUAUGUUUGCAACGAGAUGAACUGCGGCGGUAUUAUGUAAAUAUGAUGGAAGACCUUUUCUAGAGAAUGCAUUAAUCUUGUUGCUAAUUUGUUACUGCUCUCUCAGGGAGAGAUGGUGGCUUACUUCUAUAUGAAAUAACUAGUCAAAUUACCAAGA
Molecule: messenger RNA, 4252 nt
Organism: Nymphaea colorata (pocket water lily)
Lineage: Eukaryota; Viridiplantae; Streptophyta; Magnoliopsida; Nymphaeales; Nymphaeaceae
Product: LRR receptor-like serine/threonine-protein kinase RGI1
Exons: 2
Coding region: 543-4013 (1156 amino acids)
Biological process (GO): protein phosphorylation
Cellular component (GO): plasma membrane
Molecular function (GO): ATP binding; protein binding; protein kinase activity
Source: RefSeq, a predicted model, not a curated record